Messenger RNA from Anthostomella pinea, 624 nucleotides. The record is from the annotation of a GenBank genome assembly. Lineage: Eukaryota; Fungi; Ascomycota; Sordariomycetes; Xylariales; Xylariaceae.
AUGGCAACCUCCACUCCGAAGUGCGGGAGUCAGUGCGACCCUGAAAAGAAAGAACGAGUCUUCACUUGUGAAGAUGGGUUCGGCUCUCCGCGGUUUCUGCACCUUCACAACGAGAAAGGUGCAUGCCUAUCAGAAAAAACAACAGCUACGGCCAGCUAUGUCAUCAAGCAUCACAACAAGUCGGGCGAUCUCGAGUUUUACUAUUUGACUUCAGAAAAGCUUCAGGAGAGGAAACGUCGACCCGCCAAAUCCACAUCUCCCAAUGCCACAGUACCAAAAGUCGGAUGCAGGAUUGUCGGAAUGGUAGCGAACCUGAGCUUCCUCCGUGAUACCCUCGAUGGCAAGAUGACUCUCCUCGAAGAAGUUCGCUUGAUACACAUCCAUAACACCACCACCCAAACCGACGAAGAAUUCCGAGCCGAAUUGUUGAGAUCAGAGAAACCACCAUUGUCCCUCGAAGAGCUGGAGGCCCAGGCUGAGAUGGACGUCGGUGUCCUCGACAGGCUCCGCGCGCCCUUUAAUCCCGUCGCGAGAACACGAAGAGUCGCCGUCGAAAGACACCUGCAGCCCUCUUUCAUGCCAGGAAGCUGCAACUUUCGAAUUGAUCAAGAGGCCAGAGAAUAA